AUGGCGAGGAAGCCCGCGCUGGAAGAAAUGGCCGGGAUUCUGGAGCUCCCCGUGGUCGAUUUCUCGUCACUGGACCGCGCGUCGACUGCGAAGCUGAUACGCCAGGCGAAUUUUUAACCCCUUGAACCCUGGAUUUCGGAGGAUUGUUCGCUAUGGCGUUAGAUUUCUCCUGAAAUUAUCUCCCGUAAAGCUGGGGUUUGUAUGUGUGUGAUGGCAGGCUUGCUUAGAGUAUGGUUUCUUCUACCUCGUUAACCACGGAAUCGAGGAAGGGCUCCUUGGAAGGGUUUUCGAGGGGAGCAAGAAUCUAUUCUCUUUACCUCUAGACGAGAAGAUGAAAAUGCAACGUAACGAGGGUCACAGAGGUUAUACCCCUCCUUUCGCGGAGAAACUGGACCCAUCCCUGCCGUCCAAAGGUUCUUAGUGGCUGAAUUUUUAAUUUUUCUUUUUAGCUUAUAUCCACAUAUUUAACAACUUUCUUGUGUUGUGCGCAUUGCACUAGCUAGUGAUCGAUUGCCUUUCCACCCGAGAUUCCUUGCCACGAUCCAUCCUAGGCCUCCUACUUCGUCCGUAACUCGAAUCAAUCUGACCUGUCUCGCUGUUACUUGCUAAGCUCUUACAAGCUAUAUUCCGCCUGAUUCGGCUGCUAUGUUCCACUGCAGACCAUAAUUCUGGGAACAUGUUUAUCUCUCGGAUUUCAGAAUAAUGUAUGGAACUUCACAUAUUAUCCGGCAUGCAAUGUGGCUUAGCCCAAUCUUCUAGUAGAAAUUGUUUUCCACAAGUUUCGACUGGAUAGAGACAAGAAAUAUGGAUCCUUACUGACAAGGGAAAUACUUCUGAUCGAUAUUAGCAUCAGAGCCACCAAAUGAAAGUUUCCAGCGAAUAAACUUAUGCGAUGGAUAUUGUAGAUAAAGCGCUAAACAAUAUAUAGUACUGAUAAACUAUAUUUCCAAUGAAUAGGCUUUUUUACUUAUGGGAAAGAGAAGGUAUUACGUGUGAAUACGUUGUAUACCACCAGUACUGAUGAAAAACAACUUGCGCAAGUUAUUCACUUAUCUUGAUCCCGUUCACCUCCACUGUGAAAAUAUUAGCUUGCUUGGCAGAGGCACUAGCAAGUGGGAGAGUUAGUUGCCAUCUAGGAAGAAGAGAAAAAUAAAAGAGAAAGGGUUGUCCUCUACCCUGUCUAGCAAGUGUCAGUGGUUGGUGUCAAGCAAUAAUAGAAAUGGCAUGCAGCAGGCAAUUAUAGAACUAUCAAUGGACUUAUCCUCUUUCUCUUAUUAUCUUUUUCUUCGUCAUUUUUCCUCUCUAUCUCUGUUUUCAACUUCUUCUUCCUCUUACGUUACUUGGUCAUUUUUUCCCUCUGAAAAAAAUAAAUUCUUCUUCUCUUCCUUCCUUUUUCUCUCCUAUAUCUCCUUUAAAUUUCUUCGCACUAUUAUGUAACUGCAUUUUAGGUGAACUUUACAUCAAGUUAGAAGGGAUCAAGUUGACUUACAUCAGUCCGAAUGGACUUAUACCAAUCUCUUGGCAGUUUAGCCACGAGAUUUGGAGUCUUCGCAAUCCUCAUAGGUCCUUAACAAGAGUAAUCAAUCCAAGAUCUUUUGGCCUCUUACAUCAAUUAUCUGAGACGGCAGACCUGGGAAUGAAGUAGCUGGUGGCAUGGCAGAAAAUAUAUGUAUUUUCCGCAUUGUCUACAGGCGUGAAGAGUUUCUUCUCAUUUUUAUUUUUUUUCCUCUUUCCAUCUCUGCGUAAUUCAGGUCCUUUGUCUUAUCUCUAGGAUGUAUCUUUCCACCUAACUCCCUUCCCUUCUCUCUACAAAGAGGAAUUCCUUCCCUAUAGGAUAAAUGACUGCAGUGGUGUAGAGAAGGUGGAUGGUGUUUCUGUGUGUUGCUUCACUAGUCUCUCAUUCAUGAAAACAUAAUGAGGCGUUCACCCUUGCACUAAUGAAGGAUCAUAUCUUCUGAAAAGGAGCUAGAUAAUUGCCAUCUCUAAGACCUGCCCCGUGAGUUUCACUUUUCCCUGACGGUAGAGGCCUCAAUGCUGGAAGUUCGUGGGCAUAAAAUAAUGUUUUUUAUUUUCCCUGGUACGACCCUAUUCCAUUUUUUAAGGUGCUUUCAAGGAUAUUUCAUGUAUUUAGUACUUCAAUUCUAUUGUUUCUGAACAAAUGUAUCAUUUUCUUGAUACUAUUCGGAGCAGUCGGCCAUACUGUCCCAGUACAAGUCAUGGUAGAGAUCAGUCAAUGAGAAAUCUUUUUUGGCGAAGAGAUCACAUUCAUGUUCCAUGUUACAUCCUUGAUACACAUUUUUCUGAUGAUUAGACCUCGUUUCAGGAGCUGAGUUUAAUUUCUUUGUUCUGUUCACAAACUGAAUUGCUUGAAAAAAUAGGUGAUCUGAAGGAAAGUUUCUAUAUCGGUCCCAUGGAAGGCAACGAGUUACAAUGGCUUUCAAAUCAAUGGCCUUCAGAAGGUAACCACGGUGUUUAGUACUCUAUGAUAAUAAUGGAUCACAUCUUCACAUUGAAAGCCUUUUCAACUGUUUUGACCUUUUGUGUCUCAAGGAUUCCUAUCUACGUUUUAACUUGGAUAUGGUCCCGAUAAACAUGUUUUGUCCUGUCAAUUAGGUCUGACAUUUUCUCAUGAUUUCAGUGCUUAUAUUAAUGGUUGAAACUUUUUACUUCCUCUUUUUUGAUAAAAUCCGUUAUACUCUCUUGCUAGAAAAUUGCAGAAAUCUUACCAUACUGGAGAGAAACAAUGGUGUUAUACUAUGAGAAAGCUCUGUAAGUGUAGGCAUUCCUUCCAUUGACGUUAAUGCUUCAUCUUUUUUCGUAACAGAAUUUAUCAUGAAUGAUAGCGCCAUGAUGUACAGGAAUUAAGUCGCCAAGGACGAGUUUCCCUUUCAUUCGAAUUCGUCACUUAUUUACAAGCUGCCAUCUUAUGAGCAAAGUUUUUCUUGAAUUUUCUCAUGGAUACUCAAAAUAUUGACGUUUUUCUUAAUGUCCUCAUGAUGUUUGUAUGUCUAAUAUUUAUUCUAUAUUCGUCUUAACAUGUAGAGAAACUGGUUCAUGUCUCAAUCUGUGCAUGAAUGUAGGAAGAAAAAUAUUGUGACGAGUGUCGAGAUCCGUCAGUUAUUGCAUUGAGAUGUUCAAAUUGAAUAUGGUUCUGAUGAUAAACUAGUGUGAUGCGGUUCCCUUAGUAUGACGUCUAUGAAAAUUUAUAUGGGCAUAUGUAAUCCAGACGAAAAACCCCUUUUAUCUAGAAACCCCCUUUAUGUUAUUUCUUUUAUGCUGGAUUUAUUAAGAAAGAAAAGUAUCUUGUUGUAGAAUUUAUGUUAUUAUAUUUGAUCCCACCCUAGUUUGAGAUUUUAUGAUCCCUUCUCAGGUCCGUGGGCAAAAUUCUGACGUCAUUGAUUGCUUUGGCAUUAGAUUUGGAAGAAUGUUUUUUCGAGAAAAUUGGUGCUCUGCAUAAACCCAUGGCUUUUCUGCGUCUGUUGCAUUACCCAGGUAUGAGUGCCCUUUAACAUAUGAAGCACCAUUACAAGUGUCACAAAUGAAUCCACGUUGACAUUGUAGUUCUCUUCGCCAGAUAUUUCCUUCAUAUGCUAUUCACUUCAAAGUAGAUCAAUAAUUGGUUAUUCACUGUCAUUAUACAUGUUUAUUGAAGCCUUAUCCACCUUCACAUAUCAAUCAUAUCUGUGAAUCUUUCGGUCUGAUUUAUGCCCAAAAAAAAUUUAUGAGUCGUCAGAAAAUGCAUUCUGCCGGACUUCUGCUAAUGGAUGAUGCCUGUUGUGAGAGGUAAGCUCACCGUUGACCUUAUAGCCGUAGCCGCCGUUGACACACUUCAGAUUAUAUAUACAACUUAAUGUCUUCAAAGAGCAUUGACAUUUAGGUGCAACUCAGACACCCAGCCCAGGCCCUUAAACUGCUGCAUUGACUUUCGUAAAUGACGACAUCCACAUGUAAUAACUCAUGAAUCUGGUUGACUUUCAGACAGUGCUUCUGGCUCCAUUGAUGGAGAAUUUGGGGCUUCUGCACAUACAGAUUACGGCAUAGUCACACUACUGGCAUGCGAUGGUGUUCCCGGUCUUCAGGUAGAUAACAGAGAGAUGCUGGGUGCUGAUCUAUUUCUUCUCCAAUAUGUUAUGUUUUCUUCUGCAAAUGAUUGCAGAUAUGUAGGGAGAAGGAUGAAUACCCGCGUGUAUGGGAGGAUGUACCUCACCUUGAUGGGUAAACACGUAAUAUCACCAUCUGAUUUGCGAGAUUUCAGUCUGGAGAAAGGGAUUUCUUCGUAAAUUACCAAGUCAUCUUCUACUCAUUUUGGAGACGAUCUUUAGCAGGGCCCUCGUCGUCAAUGUGGGGGAUUUGCUGGAGAGAUGGACAAAUUGCUUAUUCCGGUAAUGUUUCAUUUUUUUUCUAUUUAUUAUUUAAAAUUUCUGAAUGAUUCUGCUCUCCUUGCAGGUCAACAUUGCACAGGGUCCUGGCAACCGGGCUAGAACGCUAUUCUGUAAAUGUCCACCUGUUUCAUUGACUUCUAUACAUAUCGGGGGUGCGUUGACCAGAUGUCAUCAUCUUUGCCAUGAAACCCGCUUACAGAUUGCCUUCUUCCUGGAACCGAACUCUGAUUGCCUGGUGGAGUGCCUGGACAGCUGUCGCAGUGAGGCAUGCCCUCCAAGGUAAAAACUUAAUUAUCCUAAAAAUGAAGUUGACUUAUAAUUUCACGGUUGAUUAUUACUAUUAAUUUCCUAAGCUCAAGCAAUAAAUUAUUCUUUUCCAACCAAUGGAAGGUUCCCUCCUGUCCGAAGCAGUGACUACCUCAAGGAGCGGUUGAGGAUUACAUAUGCGUCAGAGGAACAUCAAGCAUAA
Spirodela intermedia is the source of this 4851-nucleotide messenger RNA. NCBI's taxonomy places the organism in Eukaryota, Viridiplantae, Streptophyta, Magnoliopsida, Alismatales, Araceae. The record is from the annotation of a GenBank genome assembly.